Molecule: messenger RNA, 999 nt
Organism: Mycena indigotica
Lineage: Eukaryota; Fungi; Basidiomycota; Agaricomycetes; Agaricales; Mycenaceae
Product: Integrase/recombinase xerD like protein
Exons: 3
Coding region: 1-999 (332 amino acids)
Biological process (GO): DNA integration; DNA recombination
Molecular function (GO): DNA binding
Source: RefSeq, a predicted model, not a curated record
AUGUUCUCCCUUGCACCCUACCUGGAACGACAGCCGAGCUCCAAAGUCCACCAGAUUGGUGGUACGAACAACACGGCAAUCUCCCAAAAACCGUCGCAUUCUACCUUUGGCACGGCCUCGCAACUCCACAGCUUGUACAACAGUGACGGCGCCAUCCUUCCUGCCACUCAAACCGCCGUUAUGUCGUGGGUUGCCAGCCUUGCCGGCCGAAUCCAGCCCAAAUCGAUUAAGGCCUACCUGUCCGCCGUUCGUUCCCUCCAUGUCGACGCCGACCUUCCCUUCACUGCAUGUGAAUCGCCAGUUGUUCAACGCCUCAUCCGAGGCAUCAAGCGCUUCCACGGCGAGAAGGACCGGAAGCCCGUCCUUCCCAUCACCCGCUCCAUCCUCACCCGCAUCCUUGCCCAGCUCCGACCCGGAGCGGUCCCGGGCCACAGCACGCUCUACGCCGCCUUCUGCCUGGGCUACGCCGGUUUUCUCCGCUCAGGGGAAAUCACUUCGGGAAAUGGCAAGGACGCCAGCCUUAAUCUCACGCGUAACAAUGUCCAGUUCUUACCCAACUUUGAGCACGCUGAAUACAUCCAGCUCACUCUUCCCAGCUCCAAGACUGACCCCUUCCGAAAAGGCGUCACUCUCACUAUCGCCGCAGUCCCCGGAGAACCCACCUGCCCUGUCACAGCGCUCAAGCGACUUGACGGAAAGCCCCUACACUACAAGACGUUUGUCACCGGUCUGCGUGAGGCCCUCAGCGCAGCGGGCAUCAACCCCUCCGGAUAUGCAGGCCACAGCUUGCGCCGAGGAGCUGCCACAGAAGCCGCCGCCGCCGGAUGCAACGACUACGAAAUCCAGUUACUUGGACGAUGGCGUAGCGACGCCUACAAACUUUACAUCGAGAACCCACUCUCCCGGAUCAUCGCGCUAUCCAGACAACUUCACAUGGCCCACACACACACCAUCCCUUUCGAACCUCCGGCUCUCCGGCACUACACCUCCAUGGCUUGA